AUGACCGUCUCCAACAAAUUCUCAUGGACUCGGUUCCGUGCUUUAUAUCCAGACCUCUCGCUCCUCCGUAGCUCUCUGUGGUCGGGGAAACUUCUUCUUGACGACUCAGUCCCACGCUCGCUUCUUUGGAAACUUUGUUUACUUUUUAACACUUAUGAUCAAACAAAAUGGUCUGCUAUCUUAAAUAAAGCUCGAGACGAAUACGCCGUGGAUAUUGCCCGGUUUGCUCCCAUGGGAUUAUUAGCAAAUACCCAGUCUUCAACCUCCUCCCAAUCAAAAUCAGCCCAAGACAUAUCCGACCCUCUUUCUGCAUCAUGGCCAUCUCAAAAUGUCUCCAGUGAAAAUGAAGACGAUGAAGAGCUUCGAGAUAUUAUCACAAAAGAUGUAGAGCGUACCUUCCCUGAACUCCAAUAUUUCCGCAAUCCAGAGGCCCAUUCUGCCCUCUUCAACAUUCUAUACAUCUAUGCUAAACGUCACCCAGACGAAGGCUAUCGCCAGGGCAUGCACGAGCUCGCUGGUCCAAUGCUUUGGGUUGUUCACAUUGACAUCCAAAAUAACUUUGACUCUGCAACUACUACCUGCUCCCAGUCUUAUCUCGAGGCUGACGCUUAUGCUCUUUUCGCUGCCCUCAUGGCUCAUGCUAGACAAUGGUACCUACCAGCUACUUCGGCCACCACUACGCCGGCUAUUGUGGCCAAAUCCGCGGCCAUUGAAGGCAUCUUGCUCAAAAUUACCGACCCGGAACUUUGCACGGCUCUCCGCGAAAACCAAAUCGAACCCCAAAUCUGGGGGCUCCGCUGGGUCCGCCUGCUGUUUGGCAGAGAGUUUGGAUUUCAAAAAACACUCUAUCUUUGGGAUGCUCUUUUUGCUGCAACUGACCCAACAAUCCCAGAACCUUCAAACUCUCCAUUCACCUUAAAAAGAGAUCAUGACGCUCUCAUGGCAAGCAUAGACGAUAAAAAAUGCAUCCCUUUAACCGUCCUUGUCGAUCUGGUAGCAACUGUCCUCCUUCUUCGCAUUUCCCCACAACUCUUAGCACCGGACUUACACACCUCGGAUCUUCUCAUCACAGUCCUCAACUACCCAUCUUCUUCUGUUGACAUAAAAACAAUGUAUUCAUUUGUCGCAAACGGCCUAUAUCUUGCUCGCUAUAUUUGCCCAACAGAUGGUCUGGCCCCUGGCCAUUUUGCCCGUGAUGCCGCUCGUGCAGCCGCAGACGCCGGCCACCACGUUACUCUACAAUACAAUGCACAUCUGCUGCCAGCAGUUGCACCACAAACUGGAGCUCUCGGUCUUCCUACUGGUGUUGCUGCAAACAUCGACUCACUUGUGGAUAAGGCCCGGCGCCGUGCUGCACAAGCUGCACGUGGACCUUGGGACGAUAUGGACCGUGCCAUGCGUGGAGCCUUUGCCCAAGUCAAAACUCAAGUCCGUACCCAGGCUGAACGCGCAAGAUCCAAAGGUAUUCAAGGAAAUUCCGCAGCUGCCGGGCUUAUGGGUAUACUUGGAAGUGUUACUGGAGCAGAUUCAGGAUCAUCAACACCAACAACACCUCGAAGUCUAUCAACAACCCAGGUUGCAGCUGCUGUGCUAAGCAAUGCGCUGGCAGUUUUUGAUUCCACAACACCUGUCAGUGAAAAUGAACGCAACACAGCCAUCGAAUAUGUACGGUUUGCAAGAGAUUUCCUUAAUUCUGCAACAACAAGUGGUGCAUCUAGCUUUUUCGGCGACGAGGCUACCGCCAGCCGGCGAAGAGAACGUGCGCGGGCCGCUCAAAAGUACCUUGUACCAAUUAUUGGCAAACCUUCAGAAACAUAUGACGUUGAAAUCCGGUCUAUUAGCUCGUCUUCGCCGUCAACAAGAUCAAGCAUUGAAGUUGGACGUCCAGAAAGCACAACCUCAAGCGGGCCUGACCCGGAACUAGAAAAUGUCGACCCACAAGCAGUGGCCGAAACUCCGUCAGUAAAAGAACUUGAGCCUCCAAGCACACCAGCUACAAAUCCUCCUCCACCACCACCACCAGAAGAAGAAGAAGAAGAAGAAGAAAACUCUAGCGAAGCUCCACUGCCCACAAAAGAAGCUUUGGAAAAAUCAGCCUCGCAACUGCUCUCACCCUCAACCCUAUCUCCGCCGCACCUCGUCCCUCCCAUUACACCGCCAGCCGGCUUUGCCGCACAAUCGUCGUCGUCGUCGUCACCCUCACGCUCCCGUAGCCCUGUCAAGUCUGCACAACCCACAGACUCGGUGCCUUUACUGGCGACCAAUAUUGUUGCAGUGGAUGCAGCCCCAGCACCUAUUCGUAUCCGCACGCGUGUGCGUAAGAAACCCGUCAUUGCUAUUACCAAUCACACACUUAACCAUCAUGUUACACCAACAGACGAAGCGCAUGAUUCUACCAGUCCGAGCCAAGCGCGCGAAAAACGUGCAAGUGGUGCAGGAUGCAGUACCACUGGCGGACAACAUGCGCGCACCACACUUGCAGAAAGUGAAUUUGCAUGGAUGCUGGGUGAUGCUUCUUUGAGCGACACAAAGGGAAGCACCAGCAGCACGACUGUGGCCGAAAAGGAUGAUGGAUUUAAAACCCGUAGUAGUAGGCCUGGUGUAAACCUAUUUGAUAUUUAA
This is a messenger RNA of Magnusiomyces paraingens, 2622 nucleotides long. RefSeq lists its product as uncharacterized. The transcript has 2 exons. Gene Ontology annotation, biological process: activation of GTPase activity. The record is from RefSeq and is a predicted model, not a curated record. The coding region runs from base 1 to 2622 and encodes 873 amino acids. NCBI's taxonomy places the organism in Eukaryota, Fungi, Ascomycota, Dipodascomycetes, Dipodascales, Dipodascaceae. Gene Ontology annotation, molecular function: GTPase activator activity.